AUGGAGCCCCAUUCGACUUUGGUUGUGUAUGCGACAAUGAAGAUGCAUGCACAACCUCCCAAAGACAAGGUCGAGUUUGAGGUGCUCAUGAUUAUCCUACGGUCGAAGCAAGACCACGGAAAAUUGAAGUCAUUCAUUGUUGACAAGCUGAAUAUGGACAGUGGCUUUAUGUUGCAUGUUAAGAACCUUAAGGCAGAGGUGUAUCGGGCAAUGCUGACAGCUAUCACUUGUGACCCAGCAAGCUGCCAGAUCAUAUCAAGACCAAUAGAGGAUACGACCUUGGUGACAUCCAUUGACGCGCACCCCACUAAGCCAUGGAUUGUGACGGGUCAUGAGGGAGGGAGUUUUUCCAUUUGGGACUACCAAAAGCAGGAAACUGUGAUGAAGUUGCAGGUCAAUGAGGUGCCAGACAAGGGUGCAUGGCAGCGACCUGCCUUGUUUCAAUACAUAAAAGAGACGUCUGUCCAACAUUCGGUUUUUUUAGUCAAAUUCACCGCUGAAGGGAAACGGUUGGUAGUGGGGGAUGGUCGCGGAUACAUCUAUGUUUAUGAUUCCACCGACACUAAGCUGCAUGAGGUCGAGAAAUUCAGAGCUUAUGAUAAGAAAUCUGUGAACUCUCUGGCUGCUCACCCAACAAAGCCAUACCUUCUUCUUUCAUCGUCUGCUUUUAGUAGAAAUAUCAAGCUUUGGGACUUGAGCGAGAACUGGAAAUUUCAAAAUUUCUACGUGAAACCUGAGAAUACAUAUUACGAUGGUGUGCGCAGUGUCAAGUUUAAUCCAAGGGACACCAACACUUUUGCUUGUCUUACCGUUGAGGACAGAGUAAAGGUCUGGAACAUCAAAACUUCCAUUCUUAAAGCCACAUUGAAGGGGCCAUUCGUCAUGGCCGAUUAUUUCUUCACUAGCGGUCAUCAGCACUUGAUGGUUACUUUGAAAUUUGACUCACACAACUCUGAGGUGAAGAAUAUUAAGCAUUAA
Triticum turgidum subsp. durum (durum wheat) is the source of this 978-nucleotide messenger RNA. Lineage: Eukaryota; Viridiplantae; Streptophyta; Magnoliopsida; Poales; Poaceae. The record is from the annotation of a GenBank genome assembly.